Meriones unguiculatus (Mongolian gerbil) is the source of this 932-nucleotide messenger RNA. It is a transcript of the gene Plac1, whose product is annotated as placenta enriched 1. The record is from RefSeq and is a predicted model, not a curated record. The transcript has 2 exons. Bases 139 to 678 code for a protein of 179 amino acids. NCBI's taxonomy places the organism in Eukaryota, Metazoa, Chordata, Mammalia, Rodentia, Muridae.
UUUCCAGCUGCCUUCAGCAGCGAACACAAAGCCACAUUUCAAAAGAGACUGACAAAUUAUCACCAGCUGCCAGAAGGAGAAUUCCUUUCUGGACGCCUUCCUGCCUCCUGGGAGUUAUUAACCCAACCUGCUUCAAGAAUGAACCUCACCAAGAUUCUCGGAGGAAUGGUCUUCUUCACUUUCGUGCUUUCCAGCUAUUCUGAGCAAAACCAAGUGAAUGUCCUGUGCUCAACAGAUUGGUUCAUGGUCACCGUUCACCCCUUCUUGCUGAAUAAUGACGUCUAUGUACACUUUCAUGAGGUGCACUUGGGCCUGGGUUGUCCUCCCAACCACGUUCACCCACACUUCUACCAGUUCACCUACCGCGUUACCGAAUGUGGCAUCCGCAUCAAGGCCGUCUCUCCAGAUGUCGUCAUCUACAGUUCUGAGAUUCACUAUGCGUCCAAAAGCUCGUCAUCCAGAUACGUGAUCCCUGUGUCGUGUGCUGCUCCUCGACGGUCCCCUUGGCUCACUAAGCCCUACUCCGUGAAGUCAGAUAGUGAGAACAUGGCCAAGACCCAGAAGGAUGCCGGGACCCAGAAGAAUGGGACCAGCUACCCGAUCUUCAGCUUGCCAGAGCCUAGCCAACAGUCCAACUCCAGCUGCCCAUCUUAUGCCUUCAAGCAAGAGAGCAUGUAAAGCCCACAUCAUGGGGCAGAGUUUUGGAAGCCCAUCUUGUGUAGUCAUCUGACUUCACUAAUAUUUCUGGGAACUACUGUGUCCACUCAGAUGAUCUGAGGAAACCCAUGUAGUGCCCAGAUUUCAGGGCUUCUUGAAAAUUCUGUUUCUAGAAUUAGUAUGUAGCAUUUUCCAUUGUCAGUCAAAUAAGUGCCAUUACAGCUCUAUUAGGAGAAAAUUAUGAAGGGCCAAUUCUUAUAUAGCUGAUUUUAAGC